Molecule: messenger RNA, 2847 nt
Organism: Frankliniella occidentalis (western flower thrips)
Lineage: Eukaryota; Metazoa; Arthropoda; Insecta; Thysanoptera; Thripidae
Product: endosome/lysosome-associated apoptosis and autophagy regulator family member 2-like
Exons: 8
Source: RefSeq, a predicted model, not a curated record
ACUCUUUGUUCUCUCCACCUCUGUCUCACGCCUUGUUCCCUCCACAGACAUCUCCUGCGAGGCCGGCUACUACUACGACCUGGGCGACCUGUCCUGCCGACAAUGCCGGAAGGGGACGUACUCGCUGGGCGGCGGCAUCCUGCUGGAGUCCUUCCAGCAGGACAGGCUGCCCGACGGCUUCACCUCUCAGGUCGAGACCUUCCGCUCGUCCUUCACCACGCACCGGGGCAGCGGGCCCGACAUCGACUGCAGCCAGUUCGGCUGGAAGGCCCGCGGCGGCUACCUAGCCUCGCUCGGGGGCCCAUGCGCGGCCACGCUGACGUUCGACGUGCACCUCGUCAAGCCUGGCAACCUCACCUACACCUACCAGUACCCGGACAAGGACGUCAUCUUCGACUUUGAGGCGCAGAACGCCCAGUGCCAGAGCCUCCGGGACUCGAAGGAGUUCCGCUGGCCGCAGUACACGCGCGAGGCGGGCGAGUGGAAGAAGCAGUCGGUGCGCCUGCUCACGGGGCAGAACGUGCUGCAGUGGAAGACGCUCGGCAUGGACCACGGCCAGAGCCGGCCCGUGCUCAUCAAGAACAUCGAGAUCAGCGGCGUGUCGCUCACGUCGUCCUGCCUGCCGUGCCGGGCGGGCACGUACAGCGCGGGCGGCGCGCGCGUCUGCACCGAGUGCCCCGAGAACACCUUCUCCAACUCGGAGGCGUCCUCGUGCCAGCCGUGCAACCCCGUGACGGAGUACGCGCCCAAGGGGUCGCCGUCGUGCCGGCAGCGGCUGCCCUGCAGUCGCCAGGACUACUACGAGAAGCGGACGCCCUGUGACGCCGACAAGCAGACGCAGCGCGUGUACGAGUGGAUCGCGCCCAAGAUCUGCCGCGACGACCUGCCCGGGUCGGAGCAGCUGCCGCCGCCGUCGCCGCGCCGCCAGUGCGCCCCCUGCAACCCGGGCAUGGACUACGGCAACGGGUCCACGUGCGAGCCGUGCCCGCGGGCGACCUGGAGCGACGGCAACUCGGCGUGCGCGGCGUGCCCGCCAGGCUCCACGCCCAACUACGGCAUGCAGGUGGCGCGCUGGGUGGAGCUGCCCGCCUUCAUGAGCGCGGCGUGCCUGGAGCCCGACGGCUCGACGUGCCCCAGCGGCGCGGGCUGGCAGGUGGCCGGCAGCCACAUACACACGACGCGCCACCACUCGCCCGGCGCCUACCUGCUGCUGUCCAUCUCGGUGGGCGGCUUCCGCUCCAAGGGCGGCGUGACGGUCACGGGCCCCGCCGGCGACCACCGCCGCCUCGAGGUGGGCCGCGUCGAGUUCUCGUUCGAGCUGGACUGCGCGGCCGAGUGCGAGUUCGUGUUCCUGCAGACGAGCGAGACGAAGGGCAUGACGCUGGUCGAGAGCUGGUCGCAGCGCCAGGCCCGCCAGACGUACAGCUACGCCGUCAUGCAGAACGACUCGUACACGUUCAGCUGGGCCUUCCAGCGGCUCGGCCAGGGGCCGGCGGGGGCGGCCGACGCCGUGGCCGGUGCCCUGGGACUGGGCGGCGCGGACGACGAUGGCGGGCGGCGCGGCUACGUCGACAUGGCCAAGAUCUUCUGGGUGAACGUGACCAACACCGAGGACGGCGGCGCGGCCUCGUGCCUGCCCUGUCACCGGGACCUGGACUCGGAGGGCUGCCUGCCGUGCCCGCCGGGCCAGUACAUGGAGCCCAACGGGACGGGCUGCCAGUUCUGCCCGCCGGACACCACCGCCGUGGAGCCGCUCGUGGCGGCGCGCCUCGGCCAGGAGGCCUGCCAGCCCUGCGGCCCGGGGCUGCACGCCGUCAACGGCGGCAGCUGCGAGACCAAGUGCUACUUCGAGAUCGGCGACAACACCUACGACCUGCGGUCGCUGGACACGCCUGUGGCGGUGCACGGUAGCCGGCUGUUCACGGCCUCGGGGGCGCAGUACUACCACCUGUUCAACAUCAGCCUGUGCGGCACCGGUGAGCCCGCCCAGUGCAGCAACACCAUCACGGUGGGCGAGAGCGCGGCGGAGCGGGCCGCCGAGUCCAGCAGCGUGGCGGCCUUCAUCUGCAGGACGACCGUCAUCCCGGGCCAGGGCCCCGUCGGCAUGGGCCAGGGCGAGACCCUCGGCGACGGCGACGUCGACGAGCAGACCUUCUCCACGCAGUCUGUCGCCCUGGGCGACGAGCUGCUCGCCGUCACUACCGACACCUCGUACAUGCACAUGAAGGUCAUCGACGAGUUCGUCCAGGACGACUUCAAGGACAUCCGCUUCUACUACGCAACGCCGCUGCCGACGCGGUCCUGCCCCAAGGGCCGCACCGCCGUGCUCACGCUGCGCUGCGACCCCACCGAGAACGGCAACUCCACCAUCACGCUGCCCGCCCAGUGGCCCGACGGCACCUCGGACGGCUGCAACUUCAACUUCAUGUGGAAGAGCAGGUCGGCGUGCCCCUCGUGCGGCACCAACGACUACAAGACCGUGAAGGGCGAGUGCGUGAACCGCAAGCAGGCGGUGCACUACCUGCCUGCCAAGCACUGUCGCCCGUCCUCGCCGGAGGUCAGCACCGUCUUCGUGGCCUGCACCACGCAGAUCCCCCUCGAGGUCCAGCUCGUCGUGGCCGUGUCGGUGGCGUUGGCGCUGCUGCUGUGCGGCUGCAUGAUGCACUUCUGGCGCAAGACGCAGAGCCUGGAGUACAAGUACAUGAAGCUGGUGCAGUCCAACGGCGGCCGGGACGGCGACAUGGACGGCGACGUGGAGGCCGAGUGCGAGCUGCCGCCGGCGGAGAGCUGCGCCCUGGGCGAGGAGGACGCCGAAGAGGAGGACGUGGCCUUCAGUGCGCCGAGCUC